Messenger RNA from Drosophila gunungcola (fruit fly), 2313 nucleotides. RefSeq names its product mitotic spindle assembly checkpoint protein MAD1-like. Gene Ontology annotation, cellular component: mitotic spindle; nuclear envelope; kinetochore. The record is from RefSeq and is a predicted model, not a curated record. NCBI's taxonomy places the organism in Eukaryota, Metazoa, Arthropoda, Insecta, Diptera, Drosophilidae. The transcript is spliced from 4 exons. Bases 237 to 2246 code for a protein of 669 amino acids. Gene Ontology annotation, biological process: attachment of mitotic spindle microtubules to kinetochore; mitotic spindle assembly checkpoint signaling.
GUCAAAAAUUAAUGGUUCGGUUCGUUAAAAAAAUCUGAACCGCUUCGGUUCGGAGUGGUUCAACUCCGGAGUGGUUCGCAGUCCUGUUAAAAAUCAUGACUUGUCAUUCUGGGUAAAACAAGCAGCCACAAAACUGUGCAUCAUUUCUUACAGAUUUUACAACGCCAAAACAAAAUCAUAAAUUAUUUAACAAAAUUAAUAAACCGAAAGCAGAGUAAACCGAAACUUGACUUGAAAUGGGCGAAACACCGAACAGCAAGCACCUUAACAAUCUUUCGACUUCCGCUGGCAACGACCACGUGGCGUCGUCCAAGAGGCGUCGCCUGGAGUGGGAAUCGCCGUUAGGCAGCCUGAACGCCACUAGGUCCUCCGCCGAGCCAGUGCCGCAGGAACGCUCCUCGCAGACCACCAUCAAACUGCGCGUCGAGCUGAUCGAGAGCAAGGCACUGGUCAUCAAGCUGCGCGAUGAAAUCGAUCAGAUGAACCGGGAGCACCAGGAGGCCCUAAUGCUGGCGGAGAGCAAGAGCGCGGCCCUAAAGGCGCAGUGUGAUUCCACCGGCAAGAGGUACGUGGAGCUGCAGGAGGAGUACCAGACGCUGCGAGCCCGCGAGUUGGCCCACAAGUUUGCGGCCAGACAGGCCACCGCCGAGUUGGCCGAAGUGAAGUUGAAGAACGAAAGGGACAAGGCCAACUGGCAGAAGGAGGAGCGUGAACAGGAGGCGGCCCACCGCGAUGCCCAGUUGCUCACCAACAAUGAGAUGAGCAAGUUUCGCCAGAUGGCCCAUCGCUGUGCCAUCGAACUGCAGUCGAUGCGUCACGACGCGGAGCGCCUGCGCCAAUGGAACGCGGAGUUGAGAGAGCAGGUUUCCGGACACGUGGCGCUGCGCAACAACUUCGAGAUGCAGGAGCAAAGCCUGAGGGUGGCCAACGAGCGCAUCAAGGAACUGGAGUACGAGAUUCAAUCGUACAACGACUGGAAGGAGGUGACCAAGGUCGCCCAGGAGACUCUGGCCAGUGUACCGUACUUGCGGGCGGAAGUAGAGCGCCUGCGCAAGAGCAACAAGAAUCUACACACAUUGAUUGGCGAUAAACUGCUGCUGGAGGAGCAGGUGAACGACUACAAGGAGCGGCUGGAACGGGAUGAUGGUGUGCGUGCCGAGGCUGCUUCGCUCCAGGUGAAACUAACUCAUGCCGAGCAGGAGAUCGUGGAGUGGGCGCAGGUGGCCCAGGAUCACUGCCUGGCCAACACUAUGGCCAGCCCGAUGGCUCUGCGCGGGCGCAUCGAGACACUGCUCCAGCAGGACCUCAUUCACGUGGCAGAGAAGGGCUCCUCCGAAUCCGUUCGCAAGCAUUUGCAGGAAACUGUGAGUGACUUGGAGGUCAAGUGCGCCCUAUACUUGAAGAACAUCGAGGAUAUGAACAUCGAACUGAAACGGCACACAAACUACGAGGAGCAACUGCAGCGCAAGCUGAUGAUAGUCUCCCAGGAGCGUGACGUAAGCAAGCACCUAAUGAAGAACUUCGAGAAGGACAUGAGAAUGAGCUACAUCAGUGUGAUGGACUCGACGCAAGACGUGCAGGUGCGGAUCCGCGUGAAUACUCUCGAACGCACCGUCGCCGACUACAAGAAGAUGUGUGAUCUGCAGGAGAGCCAAAUUGAGGACCUGCGACAGCAGGCAGUCCCGGCGGCACCCUUCGGCGCUGGCUACGAUAGUGUACGAAAGGAAAUGGACACACUGCGGUUGGAGAACGAUCGUCUGCGACGCCGCAAAGAGGAUCUGGAGCUGGCGAUGAUGGAUCGCCUUGAAGCCCAAGUGAAGAACUUCAAGGUGCUGAAUUUGGAGGAAAAUCCCGCUGCCGACGCGCCUGAGGACAGCAAUAACUCGAUGGAGUACCUGAAGCAGAGCAACAAGAAGUUGCUGGCCGAUCUGAAGCAGCUAAAAACUGAGAAGGAUGACCUGAAGGCGGCCCAGAACGCGUACCGCAAUGUGUGCUAUUGGCUUUUGGGCUACAAAAUCGAUUGCAUUGGCGGCAGAAGCAGCUAUCGCAUUGCCAGCCGGUUUGCCAAGCACCCGGAUGAGUAUCUGGACAUCACCCUCUACAGAUCGCGCCGGUUGUCUGUGCUGGACUCGUCCUACUCGCAAACCGUUUGUCCGCCCAUUCAUCAAUAUCUGACCAACAAUGAUUUCCCUUCAUUCUUUGCCAACCUUACCCAGAAACUUCUCCGAGAGCCCACCACUGACUAGAUAGUCACAAUUGUAGUAAUAGUUUAGUUUAGCAUCAAAUAAACGACUAUGUCUAUUAGUGUAUUCG